Messenger RNA from Dendronephthya gigantea, 470 nucleotides. RefSeq lists its product as uncharacterized. The transcript is spliced from 3 exons. Lineage: Eukaryota; Metazoa; Cnidaria; Anthozoa; Malacalcyonacea; Nephtheidae. The coding region runs from base 12 to 470 and encodes 152 amino acids. The record is from RefSeq and is a predicted model, not a curated record.
UAUCCAUAACGAUGUCGUCAAUGACCGUAACGGCUACACCAGCAACACAGUCAUCAGAACAAAACCUAACUACCUUUACGAGGGAAGAAAAGGCAACGGUAUUGAAUACAAGAAAUGAGUUUACUGCUACUGCGACGACACCUUCGACAACUGGUGGAUCAGGACCAAUUUCCAUAGCGAUGGCAUCACUGACACUAACGGCUGCACCAGCAACACAGUCAUUAAGACAAAACCUUAUAUUUAUUACCUUUACGAUGGAAGAAAAUGCAACGGUGUUCAUUACAAGAAAUGAGCUUUUUGGUAGUCCUAUCAGGCCUUCAACAACUGUUGGAUCAGGACCAAUUCCCAUAGCGAUGGCUUCACUGACUCUACAAAAAUCACCAGCAACAAAGCCACAAACCCCCCACACCAGCGAAGGAAAAACAGCAGUAUUGAGCACAAGCAAGGAGCUUGGUCUUGUAAACAUGUAA